Messenger RNA from Babesia bovis T2Bo, 819 nucleotides. Its product is annotated as CG8. The record is from RefSeq and is a predicted model, not a curated record. NCBI's taxonomy places the organism in Eukaryota, Apicomplexa, Aconoidasida, Piroplasmida, Babesiidae. The coding region runs from base 195 to 764 and encodes 189 amino acids. The transcript is spliced from 3 exons.
ACGAGAUAUUACCAAAUGAAUAAAUAAUUAUUUAAUGAGUCCUACGCAUUCGUUGUUGGUAGAACACCUGUAAUUAUUGGGGUACAAUUGCGGUAUAACUUAUACCAGCAACGGAAGUCCCCUUGCGUGCUUUUUAUUAUCUAAAGCGUUAAAUAUUGCGUUUCCUAGUGAAUAAUACACAUUAUAACGUCAAUAUGUAUACGUCGACUAUAGUACUGCGUCUGCAGUCGCCAUAUAAAGGUGGCUUGUUAAUUAAACGUACUUUUGCUACGACUCCACCAAUACACCAUCUACCGCCACCUCCACCUAGGGAGUACAAUGAGGAUGGCACACCUAAGAGAUAUCGCAACUCGAAGCCUAUGUACAAGCACAAAUACAAUUGGGAAUAUUGGACAUUGCGUCCUGCUGGCAUGUUCCACACGGUAUUAGUUGGGGAAUUCGGUAGGCAACACAGACCAUGGACUGCUUUUCUGUUGCAGUACCCAUCGCAUGUGGUUGCCAUACCCUUCAUACUUACUUUGUUUACCAUGGCUUUCAUUUUCCAAAACUCGUUCCUUAUUGGUAUUAAGCCUAAGCGUUAUACCAUUGAGUGGAUAGAAGCACAGAAGGAAAGGGAGCUUGCUGAGAACACCAAUCCCAUCACCAGAUACCUUGACAGAAGGCGCCGUGAACGUGGAUCAACUUGGAUGCUUCGCCAGUACAUGCCAAGCCACCCCUACUUUGUUUUCCUUGGUGACUACUACAAGGACCCGGACGCCGAAUAGGUGACACCAACUCAGUUUAAUGAACUUGUACCUUAAAUUUUGUACUACCACCUUU